AGCUUUAACGCACAAAUCGAGAAUUAGUAGUACUAGCAUUAUUCAUUUUUCAAGUACAAAUGCGUCAUGGCUCCUCAGUUUUUAUUGAAUUUCCAAUUGGUCCUUCUGUUACUAUUGAUGGGCCAACAAAAUAUGGGAUAUAAAAUGCCACACGUGAACAUAGAAAUAUUCAAUGAACGGGGCCUCAAGAUCUCAAUACCUGAUGAGGCACGCAUGCAGCGUGUUUUUGUAAUGCUGCAAGUGGAUGACAGCUGUCCGGUGUUUAUGGACUGCUUAACUCAAGCCACUAAUGGCAGUUGGACCAGUGUACAACGCAUUAGACUGCAAAACGAUGAUAAGUUACGAGUCUCGCUGUUCGUGCAGUACAAUAAUAAUAUUUACGAGAAGAGCGAGACACAUGUGAUACUCAACACACGCUUUCUGACCACACAACAAAGUAAUACUGUCAAUAUCUGGCGAUCCAAAGCUCCAGAGACCCUCGACAACAGCAACGAGAACAAAUGCCAGCUAUACCGAACAUUAGACCGAAGACUGUUCAAAGAUUGCAAGCCAACCAACAGCAUUACGAGUAGAAAUAGUGGUAGUCAAGUCACAUGUCAGGGCGAGCUUAUUUUUGAAGAUGACUUUAGUGAAGGACAGCUGAAUAGCAGCGUUUGGAUGCAUGACAUCCGUCAGCGUAUGUAUUAUGUGGAAGAAGAGUUAGUAGCAUUCGAUGAUUCGCCGCGAAUUUCCUACGUGCGUGAAGGACACCUACACAUUGUGCCGAUGGUGGCCAGCGAGGUGACAGAGGGAGUUUACAAGCUAGGUGAUCGCUGUACGGCUGUUGAUAACCGUCAGUUGGAGUGCAGUAUUUCCAAAGGUAGUUUCUUUAAGAUCAACCCACCUGUAUAUUCAGCUCAAUUGCAUACACGGGAGAGCUUCAGCUUUAAAUAUGGAAAAGUCGUGGUGCGUGCUAAGCUUCCAAAGGGUGAUUGGCUUUUUCCAUAUAUGAUGUUACAGCCAGUCUCAACUUAUGCAGAAACUCAUUUUGCCAACCAGCUUCGAAAAUACCUUCGGUUCCCAAGGAAUAUGGAUAUAUUGGAUAUCGAUGAAGCAUUAAAAGAUGAUUCAUACAUUUUUCUGGCCGAUAAAACACACGAUGAUAUAUCAAAUAUUCUUCACCAAUGGAAAACUAACAAUCAACAACACUUGCAACAACAUUUACAGCCGAGUAAUGAAGAAGCAUACAAGCAUAAUUCAAAAACAUUCACGAGGCCCAAACGCAAAUCACAGGCAGCAGAAAAAAUGGAGACACAAUUUACACAAACUACAAAUGUUACAUCAGCAACAAAUUUAGUAUCCCCGAUGCUGAGUCUGGAAAUUGGAGGACUUGUGACAAAUUUGCACAAAUCUUUACUGCAGGACACGUCGCCACCAUCGUCCAUAUGUACAUCAAUAAACAACGGCUGUAUGAAUAGUUCGCUUAUCAGCUCAGCUGACUUUACGAAUCUCAACUUUUUACAAUCGAUCCAUAGUUUGGAAACAAAUAAUACGACUUCAACAAGAGAUCACAUGUCCACAAUGACAACGCUAUUGAAUGACGUAGGCUACAAUCUGAGCGAUAUGAUUAGGGAUCGCAAAGUUCUCGAAUCACUUAGCAUGUCCGGUGAUGGCACACUAAUUAAGGAUUCACAUAUUGGCCAAAUUGAUGAUAUUUCAUUAAUGCCACCAAGCAAAACAGCAUCCGGUUGCAGCACCAUGGAUAAUAGCACUGACAGUGUCUCCACGCCAAAUGAAAUGCAUUUACUGCAACAAUCACACGUCCAUAACCAGGGGCACGCUGAACCUCAGUUGUGUACAACGAUGGUGUUGAGUGAGGAGUUGAUUGGUGAUACUACAUUUAAUCUGGUGGAUAGUCUGACUUCACGUACAACAACAGAAUCUCAAAGUGAAGGGGAUGCAAACGUCUUGUUUAAACGACCAAUCGCGGUGCUAAACGAAACACAGCUGCUUGCGGGGCGACAGGUGAACAGUACUUUUACCGAAGGGUGCCAUACGCCCGAAGCAGCUCGUUGCGAUACACCUGAAAAUAUUGAGACGAAAUUGUCCUUAAUUCAGAUGCAAUCUACGCCACUGACGACUUUAAACAGCCGUUGUCCAUACAACUAUAACAACAACAAUAAAAAUAAUUAUAAUAAUAACAACAAUAAGGUGCCUAUCUACACGCCGACACAGACAAGUCACGAAGAAAUAGUAAACAUAUCUCCCAUUGUGAGCAGUAUAACGCCCCACAAAAGCUACAGCUGCCGACAAGAGUUAAAUCAUACCUAUGAACCACCAACGGAAACAUUAAAGAAUCUUCAAAUUAGAGGGGCGCCUGAGUGUUUUGAUGGCCAAAAAGUUGUGCAUGAUACAAUGCACUUGCUUGAACAGAUUGAACAACCAGCCACAGAUGCAACAUACGACAAGUCUGAUGAAUAUUUGCAGAUGCAGUGCGUCCUAGAUUUAGCCGAGGCAGAAGUAGAGCUGCUUGCUCAUCAGGGUGAUGAAGAGCAGUUUGAGCAUAUGCUCGCUGAGCUUGGCAGAGUAAAUACACUCAAUGCGGAGCAGAUAAAAAUGCAAAAGUCAUUGGAUAGUAUUAAGCGUCGCUUUCAGAAAGAUGAGCAUCCUUCUCGAUCUGAGCAGCAACCACAGGUGGAUUUGGCGCAUGACACGCCGCCUUCGUCGAAGUCGCAUUUAAUAAAUAGUCUAAAUCAAAGUAUGAGCCAAUCAUCUAAUAGUAGUGAACGUUUACUUAGCCGACGUAGUCGCCUCUAUGACGAUGUUAAGUUGACUGCAAUGCACGACAAUGUAGCCGGUACCGCCAGUUGCAAUUCAACAUCUUUUUUAGUUCAUCGAAGGGAAGAUGAGCCAUCAAAUACAUCGGGGACAUGCAUACAACUAUUUGAGACUGAAAAGCACACGGGGGACAUGGAAACUGAACAAAACCAGACGACCAUAGACUCUGAAUCACUGAACUAUAAGAUGGCUGAGCGCCGCACUAGAGAUCGAGAACGUUUUAAAACUAUUAAAAUAACUAGCGAAAUGCACGCUACUGACGAGAAGCUGGGAUACAUUGUUGUACCCUGUAUUGACGAUGAAGAUCCCCAGUCUCAGCCAUUGAGUUCAGCUAAAAUAGAAGAUCGACCACAAUCGCCACAAAAUCGACUUUCGCGGCUUGAUAAAAAAUCUAUUGGAAACAUUAAUGGUUCAGAAAACAAUGCCGUUGUCGGCAAAAAUUACUUGACCUACAAAAAACCAAGAGACAAAAAUUUGUUGAUGCAAAAACAGCCCCAAACGCAACCCCCGACGCUUGCAUGUGGACAGAAUGCGCGAUCUCAGCCACGUUCGCUAUCUCGACCACGUUACAUUAGUGGCUUACAAAAGCUAGGUACUGUGAGCAAAGCAACAUCUGCUGGCGGUGGUCUGAAUGCUGUAUCAUCUUCAUCAUCAAUUUCAAGGGCAACAUCGAGAGAAACAGCUCCAAAACCUGGGGAUGGAGUAAAAAGUCCGAUGGGCAUUAAGUCAAAGUCAUUUCAUAACUUGUCCUCGAACAUUUGCAGCUCCAUGGGUGCUGGUGGUGAGGUAGUGUCACCUCGACAGAGCUUAGGUGACGCCCUGAAAAUACCCAGCAACCAAGCUAGCAAGCUGUCAAGUGUGUUUCGAGCAGCACAACAGAAUGAGGAUGAAACUUCCGUAUUUAAAGUGCCCAAGUUAGUUGGUGCCUUGCGUGCGCCGAGUAAUACCGGAGGCCCAAUCAAGCGAGUUGUGGGACUGGCUCGACCCUCUUCCGGCUAUUAUAGUUUGACUAUGAGAGGAGUUGGUGAUCCUGAAACACCUGAGAGUCUCUCUUCUGCAUCUUCUCGCGGCAGUCUGUAUGAUAAGGAUGCAAAACAAGCUGAUGCGUUUGAAGCAGUAGCACUAAGCGCAGGGCUGGGGCAAGUGACAUCUGGUACAAGAGGCAUUCCGAAGCCGUCAGCUCUUCGGCAACCUACACAAAUAAAACGCAGUGGAUUACCCCGGCCUUCUAAUAUUUUAAGGCGUUGACCCAAACGGAAUCCUAGUUUGCAAAAAACCUGCUCGAGCAAAAAUAAAUCCAGUAUAGAACUUUGUUUAUAUGAAGAAAUUCUUAUUAUUUACCAGUUUUGAUUCUCCUGUCGUACUGAUAAUUGCUUUAUAAAUUUUGCAUUCAUUAAUUAGAUUUCCAUUUAGUUAAAAUUAUAAAAUUAA
Molecule: messenger RNA, 4248 nt
Organism: Drosophila mojavensis
Lineage: Eukaryota; Metazoa; Arthropoda; Insecta; Diptera; Drosophilidae
Gene: GNBP2
Product: gram-negative bacteria-binding protein 2
Exons: 9
Coding region: 67-4065 (1332 amino acids)
Biological process (GO): carbohydrate metabolic process
Molecular function (GO): carbohydrate binding; hydrolase activity, hydrolyzing O-glycosyl compounds
Source: RefSeq, a predicted model, not a curated record